AUGGCUGCUGGUUACAGUCUCCCAUUUGGGGCUGGGAAGGAAGGACUUCUCCCUCAAGAGAAGGAAGUAGGAAGAGGAAGUAAUGACUGGAGAAGUGCACUCUCUGGUGUGACCUGUGGACUGAAAAGGAAUUUUGCAGAAAUGAAGACAGAUGUCAAUUUAUUGCUGGAUUGUCUAAAGUUUCAAAUAGAUAAUCCUCAAUCACAAAAAGGAACGUUAGCUGCUAUUUGCUCAAUCUGUCAGGAAAACACUAUUGCCCGUGAUUAUUUUAGAGAUAUUGGAGGUCUUUCUUUUGUCAGCAUCUUAGCAAAGACAAGCCCUCAUGUUAUUGUAAAAGAUGCUGCUUUAUUCACUUUGGGAGUUCUUGCAGAAAGCUGUGUCUUUUGUCAGCAAACCUUGUGCACCUUAGAAACCUUUGAAGAUAUCUGCUCAACCUUAUUGAAAGAAGAAUCUUCAUUGAAUUUGAAAAGAAUGUCUCUUUAUCUAUUUAUGGUGUUAGUUUCUAAUAACAGAGCUGGGCAAACUCACUCAAGAAUAUCAGGGUGUAUUGAUGUACUUCUGUGCCUAUUUAGAGAAAUGCCUUCAUCCUGCAACAUAGAUGUACCUAAUAGAGCUAAAAAUUGGUCUUAUCAGCUGUGGUCAUCUGUUUGCAGUGGCCUUUGUGCAUGUGUCAACAACCCUCAAAAUGAUGAAAACCAAAAAUUGUGCUGCUCAGUGUUUCCACAAGCAAAAGAUUUGCUGAAGCAUUCCAAUGACCCUGAGAUUGUACGCCCUGUCUGUUCUUUUAUAAGUUUUGUUGUUGCAGAUAAUAGUUUUGUUCAGGAAUAUUUUGCUUCAAUUGGAGGGUUAGAUACCUUGGCUGAUCUGUUUCUCCAAUUAGUGUCUAAUUUACAGAGGAGAAGUUCUAAGCUUGCAGUUGUGGUAAUGAAGACAGUGGUUGCUUGUACUGCAAAUAACACAACUUGUAUUAAUUGUUUGUCAAAAUACAACAUUAUAUCAUGCAUGUUAACACUGUUGACCAGUGAACCACUUGACCCAGAAGACAAGUGUGCUGUUGUCCUUGCCAUAGGUCGCUGCACUGAGAAUUGUGAAGGGAAUCAAUAUGAGCUAUUAAAAAGCAAUGGACUUCCUGUCAUCAUUCAAAUACUUACUGAGUCCCAGAAUGAACAGCAGCUACACAAGGCAGCUACGUUUGUUCUCCAAAACUGCAAAAAUAUUACUAAUGCAGUAUCAAUCAAACUUCCUCAAGAGACCACAGCUGUAUCUGCAGACAAGACAAGAGAGAAGCAGAUGUUUGAUUACUGGAAAAAGAAUAUUUAUAAAAAAAGAGAGCAUUUAGAAAAGCAACAUGAAGAGGAAAAUGUAAGGAGGCAGAUAUUUUCAGAUGUGACUUUACAGCAUAAGGCUGCUGCUUCAACAUUCAUUCCUGUAGGUAAUAUUAGUGGUGACAACCAAGCUGAGCCAGAAGAGAAUCACAUGGACUUACCCUGCAGAGAUUUAGACUGCAACUCAGACACUUCCAUAAAUAACGCUCCUCUGAGGGAUCCAGUACUUCAAACCAAGCAGCAUAAUAUGAAUAAGAAACAUUAUGAUGAGCAGCCUUCUGAUAAACGGGUACAGGAACUCAGAGGAAACAAACUAUUCUGUAGGAUCAACUAUAAAGAAACCAGGUCUAUCAAUUCCAGGAAGGAUACAUUUAAACAGACUCUGACUUUCAGUGGAGACAAAAGCAAAGCAGGAUACCAAGAUCCACUGACCUUAUGCAAAGACAUCAUUGACAAGGAAAUUUGUACUAUUCUUACUUCUGAAAUCACAAGUGAUAAAUCAAGGUGUACAGGAUGUUUAGCAACAGAGCUGGCCAUGAACAGCAGGAACUGUACCAGUAUUUUGCGUGAUUCUUCAUUUUUGUGUGAUCAUCACAUGGUUAUAGUAGAAGCAGAAGAGCAGUACAAACGUGAACUAAAGAAAUUACUACAAAUAAAUGAAAAUCUGUUAACACCACUGAAAAAAGGAGGCAUGAGUUAUGAGAAAUUUCUUCAAAGUAAAUCAGGCACUAGUCGUUUUUUAUUGACCCCAUUAAAAACAGUAAAGAGUUCAGCAGUUACAGUAAAAACUGGAGGAGGGGAGCAAGACAGGACUCACAAAUCAGCCUGUUUAGCAAGUAACCCAGAUCUUGAUGGAACCACAAGACUAUCAGGAAAUACACCAACAACCAUUUAUUUUUCAUCAAAGAAUCCGAGUCCUGAAAAAGAACGAAAAAAGGAACGAGGACCUCGUAGAAAUUUUACUCAGAGUGAAGUCGCUUAUCUUUUGGAUGGUGUACAGAAGUUUGGGCCCCGCUGGAAUAGUAUUUUGUGGUCAUAUCCAUUUCUAAAGGGAAGAACAAAUGUAAAUUUAUCCAAAAAAUACAAACAGCUGCAAAAGAAUCUACUAUAAUAUUGAAGAUUCAGUAUUAAAGUCCUAGACUAUUUUAAUAUACCUGAACAAGAUGCAACGGGCAUAACAACCUAAGAAUUAAAUGCUCAUUAAAAUGACUAGUGUAGGCAUUUAAUUAAUGACCAUAUUUUACACAAUUCUAUACAAAUGACAGGUAUAAUAAGUACAUUUAGUUGCAUUUGGGCUCCGCAAAGUGACCAAUAGAGUUAUUACAUAUUAUUAACAUUUAUAUAUUAAUGGUUUGAGUAUACUGUCAUUCUUGUAGGCUUAGCCACAUUUGAACAAAAGUGCUCAUAUUAUUCCUAAGGGUUAAUUAUUUGAUGGCUCUGGAGAGACUUUCUUUAUUAGUACUAUAUGUUAAACUGCAACCAGAUGGCAAGGUCAACAUUAUUUAAAUAUAAUGGGGGAAAUGCACAAAGCACUUCACUGUAAUGCCACUGCAAAUAUAUUUAACAGCAUGACCUUGAUGGUUAUGGCACUUCCCAGGGAAAAGUAGUAGUAGUAGAAGGUAGAACCAAAUGAAACAUGAUUACACUGUAGGCCAGCAGGUUGAGUAACCUUAUUUAUUAAAGCAAAUUUUAAUGUUUUGGGCUAGUGUUUUAACCGCCCUGACCAGUUCUGUUAAUAAAAUAUGCUUUAGUGAAUGUGGUAUCCCCCAUCUAACUACCCUACACAGCACUGAACUUUCAGGAAUUUUUUUCUUAAUGUGACAUUUAGUUUAUUUAAAAAAAAAAAAAAAAAAAAAAAAAACGUAAGAAAGAUAAAAUCUCUGAUCUAUGUUGUUUGAAUACGUAUUCAGUUGCAACACUUCAAUAUGUUGUAGACCCACCUUUGCAGCAAUAAUAACCUUUAGCCUUCUUUGACUAAGUGCAUAACAGCUCUGCACACUGUUCAGGAGGGAUUUUGGCCCAUUCUUCCAGGCAGAGUGGAACCAUAUUCUUCUGGUUAGUCAGAUACACCUUUAUAUUCAAAUAUUGUCACAUUUUAUCAAUUGGACUGACAUCAGGGCUUUGGCUGAGCCAUUGUAGAAUUACUUUCUUUUAUGUCUUCGAUGUUACUUUGAUCGUGUGUUUAAGAUCACUGUCAUCCAAGAUCUAUGAGAGGUCUUAAAUAUAUUCAGUUUCAGAAUUUUGUACCAUUAUUCAGCCUCACAGCAUAAAACUACCACUGCAUUCCUUCGCUGUAGGUAAUGGUCCCUCCAAUCAAGAACUCUGGAUAACAUGAGCCUGUUGUAGGAGUGUGGCAUAUAAAGAGUUUUCCUGAAAGCAUAUGAGCAACCCUGCUGUAGUGUGGCAAAAGGUUUUGAGUUAAGAUACAGCUAUUUGACCUAUUUUUAAGCAAUAAUUGUGGUAAUAGUGUGGCAAGCCCAACAUUGUCCAUACCUCAAAAAACACUAUGACCCAUACAAAGCCCCAAUCACAGUCUAAUUCAUAAUUUGUACCACUAUUUAAACACUUAAGUGUGCAAGCAUAAAUAGCCAAACCAAACCACUUGGGGCAACCCUGCAUGGAAAACUGGGCAAAUACCAAUCCUAAACAAAUUUAAAGCUGCUAUUGCUCCAAAAUGUUGUGCUAUAAGGUGGCUCUACUAUUAACACUGGGACUUGAAUACUUGUGUGAACAGUAAAUUUUAGGUUUUUAUUCAUAACAUUCCUCACAUCACAAAGCCAAAAGUUACAUUUCAGUGUAGGAUUUGAGAAUUUCUUAUUUAGUAAAAUGAGAGAAUAUAUAUGGUCUGAAUACUUUUGGAAGAUACUGUACACUGUAAUAGAAAGUGCUAGAAGUAUGCAACCUUCUCUAGGGAAAGCACAUGAUUCUCACAGUUGGGAUUCUGCCAUGGAAUUUAAGUAAUAUUUUCAUAUUCUCACAGAAGCACAAACAAUAAAUUCUACAAACAUCUAGUUUACAUAGUUUUGUGCUAGAAAGGCUAAUAAAGCAGCUUUAUUUUACAUUGCAGCAGACCGUUUUAUAUUUUAGACACCUUUAAACACCCACCUAGAAUAUAUACCCCCAAAACAUUGAUUGAAUUGGUGAGUGGAAAAUGCACAAUGAGAAGUGAUCCAUAGUUAUUCAUAGCUAUUCACUACUGCAAUAUUUCCUGGGAAAAAACCUAUGGCAAAAGCACAAAAUAUAAGGCAGUCCUUGUUGAAGAAUGUCCGUAAUAUAACAUGGAACUACUUUGUCUGUACCCUUUACACGUGUAUUCUUUAUGUUUAUGAUACUGUAUACAUUUUUGAAAAAAAAUAAAAGUUUAUGCUUUUUAAACAUGUUUA
This is a messenger RNA of Xenopus tropicalis (tropical clawed frog), 4708 nucleotides long. RefSeq names its product telomere repeat binding bouquet formation protein 1 (gene terb1). The coding region runs from base 1 to 2436 and encodes 811 amino acids. Gene Ontology annotation, biological process: meiotic attachment of telomere to nuclear envelope. The record is from RefSeq and is a predicted model, not a curated record. The transcript has 19 exons. Lineage: Eukaryota; Metazoa; Chordata; Amphibia; Anura; Pipidae.